Nicotiana tabacum (common tobacco) is the source of this 1158-nucleotide messenger RNA. Its product is annotated as proteasome subunit alpha type-3-like. The record is from RefSeq and is a predicted model, not a curated record. Lineage: Eukaryota; Viridiplantae; Streptophyta; Magnoliopsida; Solanales; Solanaceae. Gene Ontology annotation, cellular component: proteasome core complex, alpha-subunit complex; proteasome core complex. Gene Ontology annotation, biological process: ubiquitin-dependent protein catabolic process.
UUGCUUUUUUCUUUUCCACUCUGCUCUGUCUUGAGACCAAAGAAAAGUCCUUUAUUUAGUCGGCUCACUACACAGCUCCAAAUUGAACUCAACUGAAUCAGUAGAAGCUCUAGUAGAGAAGAAAAGAAGGGAGAAAUGGCCAGCAUAGGAACAGGUUAUGACUUAUCGGUGACGACAUUCUCGCCGGACGGCAGAGUAUUUCAGAUCGAAUACGCCGGCAAAGCUGUCGAUAACAGCGGCACUGUUGUCGGCAUCAAAUGCAAGGACGGAAUCGUCUUGGGAGUGGAGAAGCUAAUAGCAUCCAAGAUGAUGUUGCCUGGAUCAAAUCGGAGAAUUCACUCUGUUCAUCGCCAUUCCGGCAUGGCUGUUGCAGGCUUGGCUGCAGAUGGGAGGCAAAUUGUUGCCCGGGCUAAAUCUGAAGCAACCAAUUUCGAAAGUACAUAUGGUGAGCCAAUUCCAGUGAAAGAACUUGCGGAACGCGUUGCUAGUUAUGUGCAUUUAUGCACACUGUAUUGGUGGCUCAGGCCUUUCGGAUGUGGGGUGAUUCUUGGAGGGUAUGAUAGAGAUGGACCUCAACUAUACCUGGUUGAGCCUUCUGGUGUCUCAUACAGGUACUUUGGUGCUGCUAUUGGAAAGGGAAGACAAGCUGCUAAAACAGAAAUUGAAAAAUUGAAGUUAUCGGAGAUGACCUGUCGACAAGGGGUGAUUGAGGUGGCCAAAAUAAUUUAUGGAGUACAUGAUGAGGCAAAGGACAAGGCAUUUGAACUUGAAAUGAGUUGGAUAUGUGACGAGUCCAACCGCCAACAUCAGAAGGUUCCUGAUGAUAUUUUAGAGGAAGCGAAGACUGCAGCUAAAGCUGCCCUUGAAGAGAUGGAUGCAGAUUAGUGAUCCUAAUACACUAAGUACUUUCUUUCUUCUUGCAUCUGUUUCUCAUGUCCUUAUUGAAUGGUCCCUCUCUGCCAUGUUAUUACUGUUGGUGAUGAAAGCGAUUUACAAUUUAUUUUAACUUUGAAUUGGAAGCUUACAACUGAAGUUCAAAAAAUCGAGAGUAUUAGUUUGGAUUACAAAACUAUGAAUUCUGAUCUUUGCUAGGUUUUGUUGUUGUAACCGGUCUUUAGUUUAUAAAACAGGUUAAAUGCUCUUGUUUUCCCGGUUAAA